Molecule: messenger RNA, 6660 nt
Organism: Pomacea canaliculata
Lineage: Eukaryota; Metazoa; Mollusca; Gastropoda; Architaenioglossa; Ampullariidae
Product: hemicentin-2-like
Exons: 17
Coding region: 94-2520 (808 amino acids)
Biological process (GO): heterophilic cell-cell adhesion
Cellular component (GO): cell surface
Molecular function (GO): protein binding
Source: RefSeq, a predicted model, not a curated record
ACACAGUUCUCUCCCCUGAGCCGGAACAGCGCGUAGAGCAGUGGCUACACACUACACAAGGAAUGUCCUAAAUACACUUGUGCUGGUAACGCCAUGGAGAGGAUGUCGUACAUUGCUUCUCUUUGGCUGUUGUUUUUCACCUUCAGAGGCUCCCUCUCAGAGCAAGCUAAACCUCUGUUGAAAACAUCUGGAUCUGAUGCAAAGUUUGAGUGGACAUUGCUUUAUCGAAACAUAUCCUUGUUUACAGUUUCCUUAGAUGGAAACCUUACAUUAUUUUAUACCUCACUGAGCAAUCCAGGAAAUGUUUAUGUGGAUGAAAAGUACACAAACCGCCUGAAUAAAUCUGACAUCAAGCUUGAUAAGAGUGUGACCUUCGUACUCAAGAAUAUCAGUGCUGCUGAUGCGGGCAGAUAUAUUUGUAUUGAAGGAUUAAACUCUGAUCCCAGCAUCCCAGACUGUGGCCAGAUGCUUGUCAUUAUCGAGCCACCUGACAACGUGAGUGUGGUGGCGAUGGGAACUCCUGUGGCUGGAGGAAGAUUUGGACUGGAAUGUCAUGCAGAUUCCAACAGUCUUCCAUCAGAUCAUGGGUUGAAGCCCACAGUUUUGUGGCAAGAUGGAGCAGGGAGAAGUCUAGCCAACUCUGGUGAUAAGUUUCAGAUAGAAGACAACAGACUGAUAUUGUCCAUUGAACGUGUUGAUGAGGGACAGCAGUUUACCUGCAAGGCUUCAGAUGGCCUUGAUGUGUGGUCAGCUAGCAGUCCACCCUACAUUCUUCUUCCUGAGUAUGCACCUACUGAGGCUGAUGUCAAGUUCUUACCUGAGCAAUCUAUAGUGACGACAUUCAUGGGAGAUUCUGUUGAGCAAACAUGCCAAGCAGCAUGUAGACCAAACUGCACACUUAUCUGGCAGAAGAGAUUUGGAGAGGAUUACAUAAAUGAGACAAAGGAUGGAAUCCUAAGCUUGCCAGGGAUCCAACGUGAUAAACAUGGUGUCUAUCGAUGUCUGGCAUCCAAUACACAUGGUAGUGCCUUUCGAGACUUCAUUGUUGACAUUCAGUAUGCACCUAGUCUUCAGAAUGUCUCUGUCAACGGAAAUGCUGUGGACAGAGCGUCAGUGAUGGAAAAUGAAGCAGUUAAUAUGUCCUGCACCUUUGACAGCAAUCCUGCACCUACUGUGAUGUGGACAAGCAAAGAGAACACAAGCUUAAUGUUGCAGAAUGAUAGCUUUGUAUUAUACCAGUCCCACAGAGUAAUGCAGAAUGGAAUUCCUCGUAUUUUGUAUACUUCCUAUUUUUUCAUUGCCCAGACUGUUUGUACUCAAACUGGUGAAUAUUUCUGCAAAGCUAGAAAUCCACGGGACUCAGUCACAGAUGGAACUGUUAAUCUUUUUGUAAAAUGCAUGCCACGCUACACCGAAGGAGGGGGCCUUUCUAAAUUAUAUAUAAUUGAGCUUGGCAAACCACUACGCAUUAAUUUUCAGGUUGUUGGUUACCCAUCUCCCACUAUCAGUCGCAUUAUUUCAGAAGAUUCUAAUGGUGUGCGAGCACUGGUGAGUGAUGAGUGGUCCAUAAAGAAACAAAUUGAUGAUAAAUCUCCAGCACUGACAAAUUUCUCCCUGCAGCUUGAUGCCACUGCAAGUAAAAACUUCGACCAUGAUUAUUAUCUGACCAUUGAGAACAAUGAAGGCAACAUGGACUUGGCUUUUAGACUGAUGGAAAGAGGGCCUCCGAAACAGCCUCACAACCUGACUUGUAUUAAGUCUGAGGAAUCAAGCAUUUUACUGAGCUGGCAAGCUGGUUUCCAUGGCGGUGACAGUCAAAGAUUUGUUGUGGAGUACCAGUCAUUUAGCGAGCCCAGAAAUGAACAGUGGGAGUCGGUGCCAGUUUCUUUUUUGCAGGAAAAUAUUGUAGACGAGGGCAUGGCUGUGCAGAUGACUUUGACAGAUCUGAAGCCAUCAACGCAGUACAUAAUACGUGUCAAGGCAAUCAACAUUUAUGGCAGUACAUCUUCUUCCGUCCUUACUGUUUCAACAACUGCUCUACAACCAUCAUCUGCUGGAGCAGGACCAGUUGUUGGGGGCAUUCUGGCUGUUGUGGUUAUCAUUGGUGUCUGUGCCAUCAUUAUCUACCUAGUGAUCAGAAGGAGGCGAGAGAGAUUAUCGUCACAGGACAAGGGUGCAGCAAAACCAAUGCUCAGCUCCUCAGAGGAAGAUGGUAAAGCUGGUUUGUAUGAACCAGUCGCCCUGUCAACAAAUUCACACUCAAUUCCUUUGAACAGCAUCAAUAAUAAUCCAGGAAAUCAUAGUGGAAAGACAAGCCAAUCAGCUGGUGAUGAUUUAAAGAAGAAUCAGGAUGGCCUGAUCUACGCUGACCUCGACCUUCGUGCCACUAGCUCAGAAAGGCCGGUCUUGGGAGCGCAAGAUCGAGUGAAUUACGAAACAAUUGACUUUACACGAACAGCUCCACUUCCACCAUCUCCAGAGGACAUUGAGCUGCGUGAGGAGGACGAAGAACUGAAGUAGGUCUCUAAAAACUGUGGACGUAAACGCAUGCAUUAUUUACAAGACUGAAAUGUGAAUUGUUAUCACCAAAGAGAUGGUACCACAAUGAUUACUGAUUGGUGAGGUACGUUGUUUUUGAGAGACACUGAUUCUUGCCUUUUACUGUCCAUUGAUUUACAAUUUUUUUCAGUAAGCAUUACAGAGUACAUUGUUCUGAAUACAAUUUGAUGAAAAUGUUUGUGGUGCUAAGCUUUUCCUUUUUUUAAAAAAAAUCUGUUAUUGCACCAAUUUUUUGUUAAAUAUUUAAAUAACAUUAAGUGCAAUGUAGCCAGGAAUCCCCAAUUCCAGACGUCAACAAAGUCAGAUUCUUAUUUUGGUUUUCAGCCUCUGUAUAGGUGUUUUGUGCACUGCAGAUAGAUUGUGAAAUCAGUGACCUGUGUUUUAAUAUUUAAGAUGUAAAGACACAACACAUUUAGAAAGAUAAUCAUGGAACCUUCUUCUGAAGAAGGUAUUUUUAAAGAUUUUUUAAUUCUUGAAAGAUCCACUUGUCAGUAUUUCACGAACUCAGUUUUGUGGACAUUUUAUGGCAUUCUUUAUCCACUUGUCUUUUGAAUGACCUACUGAUGUUGUGAUGUUACUUGUGGAAUCUGAACUGCGAUACAAUUUUUAAGAACUUGCGAACGUGAGCAUGUGUGCACGUGCAUUAGUCUGGGUACACGGAUGUUACACAUUACACUUAUAAAGGUGAGCAAACUUCAUAGAUAUGAUAAGUAAUAUGCUGGUCCUCAUUAUCAUGUGAAGCUUUUUAUACUUUGUUAAACUUUUGUUAAUUUUUUGUGAUGUGCCAGUGUCUACAAUCAAUUUUGUACUGUUGAAGGUCAAUUUAUGGCAGGCUCAGAGACUUUAGGCAAUAUAAAAAAUGCAUUCCAUCAUGCUGACUCGUGUCACUAAAAACCCUUUUUAAAACAUUUUUUAAAAAUAAAGACCGUUUCCUUCUUCUAGAAUUCAUUGUUUACUUGAAACUGAUAAAAUGCUCAAAUUUAUUUCCAUAGGUUCCAGUGUAUUGGUUGAUGAAAGCAUGAAUUCGUGUGUGGAUUUUUUUUAUUAGAAAAGUAUGAGACUGUAUGAAAGCUGUGCCUGAUUAUUCAUUCCUUUAUUUUUGUCUUGGGUGAAUGUUUAGGCAGUCCAGUGGUACAACAGCCAUGUGCUUGUCACCAAUAAAGUGAGCAUCAGGUUCAGAUCAUGCUAUUCUUUAUCUGCAAAUAUUGUACUUGUUCAUAGGGCCAGCUGCUUUUCUUUUAGUUUCUGGCUCAGCAGAACACCAAUUCCCUCCCUUGAAGAUCAAAUGCUUGUUUGGCUUGGUAGAACUCUGGCCAGCAGACAGUGACUGAGACAAGAUAUGAAACUUCCCAUCCCCAUCCACCAAAAACCCAAAUAUAUUUGACAUUGCUAGAGGAUUGUUUAAAGAUCCUGCUUUAGGUUUGGAGCUACUAAGUGCUGUUGAAUCUGAUAGAUGUGUUGAUGAAAGUUUAAUUAACUCAAUACUGGUGCACAGACAAUGUAAUUUCAGCAAGUCUUUGGCGUUUGCUGCUGACCACAAGCUGGACUUGCAGUUACUUUGAAAAUUUCCUGUUGUAGAAAAAGUAGAAUGAAUUCUCUCUAGAGCUACAUAUCUUGAAAUGUAUUUUCUGCUUGGUGUCAGAAUAUAAUUAAUGAAGACCUGAAGAAUAUUAAGUAAUGAAACCAAGUCCUAUGGAAUUACAGUAAGCCUUUGUUUAACUUCAACAGUGUUUUCCUAACAGGUAGUAUUUACAUAAAUGUAUCUCGUAGCUUUAGUUGUAUAAGAGGAAAUCUGUUUCAACAAAUAACUGAAAAUGCUCCCAAACAGAGUGCAACAAACUAUAUUGUAGAAACAACAUACUCUGCAGUUAUUUAUAUAGAUCACAUUUUUUUUCUUGUGUACUUGUUAAAACUAUAUUUGCCUCUUUUGAGGCUUUGUUGCAGGUUUUUAGUUUUGUCAUUUUGUCUGUAGUAUGCAUGGAUGAAAGAUCAUAAAAUGCCAUAUUUUAGUGUUCUUUUUCAAAACUGGGGGGAGGUAAGGGGAAUCUGAAAAUGGCUUUUGAUGAUCCACCCUAUCCUGUUAUCGAUAAAGUAAAUAGUAAUUAAACACAAAUAAGUAAAGACAAAUAUUAGUGAAGACUUCAGUUCAACAAUGUUCUUUUAAUACUUCAAAUCCAAAGGCUAAAUAAAAUUUUACACAUUUAAGGACAAGAGGUAAUAAAAAUAAAGUGCUUAAAUGUUUAUGGUCUUGAUAAUAAUAAUAACUGAAUUGGUAGAUUAAAAAUUUCCUGUGCUUAUUGAAUUACUUGUACAUAUACUCAUCUUAAUAGUCCCUGCAAAGUCAUCCAAAUAUUUAGGUCUUUAAAAAUUGGCAACUUUCACUCAUGAAUACGACAUUUAUGUUGUGUGGUGUUUUGCCUGUAAAUAUUACAUCAUUUUGCUUUUUUAUUUAUUGUGUUAAUAAUUGUGUUUUUAUGUAUACACUUAUGUUUUCCUUAAAAUAUGGUUGUGCUGUAGAUUAGUGUCAUGGUCAUAAGCCAAAGAAAAGAUGUGAGAAGCACAAUAAAUUUCAUUGUAUGCUUCAGAGAAAAACAACCCUCACAUACUUAAAAAGAAAAUCACACUAUAACCUUGAAAUGAUGCAUCACUAAAGUAGAUUUUUUUUUUUAAUAGGCUAGUUUUUAACUCCUACUUUUAAAACAUGCUUUUACCCAUGAUUUUGUCAUACAUGGAGAACAGUAUGCACAUGUCAUGUGGCACUUGUAAGAAACUAGCCAAUUUGAAAAGCAUCUUUAGUACAAGUUUUGUUUCAGACAGCCUCAAAAUUUAACACUGAAGGCUUUUUUUGCGUAGGCUAUAAAGGUCUUGCACAGCAUGCGGGUCUUGUUACGACCACUCAGAGAAGUUGAAUGAGUGAACACGUUAUGUGAAACCCUAGCAAAAAUCGAAUUGACUUCCUUUGUUUGACCAUUCCAGGAGUCUCAACAAAAUCGUUCACGCAUAAUGCAUUUUCUCACUGUCUACUGUCAAGAGAGUGUGUUAGUGUGUGUGCACAUGCUUAGACAAACCUUUGAUGUUCAGUGUGUGCUGCUUAUGCUUGGACUUGUUUGAUGGAAACUCAGUUGGUAGUCCAUGCAUAAUGUAAAUGUCUAAGACACUUCAUACCACCACUGUUGUUGUUGGUGGUGGUGGUAUGAACUACACACUGUAUUUUCUUGCCUUCAUGCCAUAAAAUAUAAACUGCAGAUACGAUGGUGUAGGUCUGAAAGUUGUAAAAUGAAAAGUCCUUACAGCAAGAUCUGAAGCACUGAAUAUUUAUAGGUUUUUUUGGAUAAAAUUGAAAGGGAAGAGAGGUGCUAAAUUUUGAAUAAAUAUGUUGCGCAAAAAAAGUUUGGUUAAUUUACAGUCCGUGAGAUAUGGUAUAAAAAAUGGAUUUAUUAUUUUCUGAUCAUUGCAAGUUCUGAAAUAUGUUAAAUUUAGACUGCUGAUUUUGCUAGACAAGCAUGUAAUUAUUGUUAAUGUAUCUGUUACCCAAGUGCUCUUAAAUUCUGUGUAAAUAUUAAUCUGAUAUUAUUUUUCUAAAGUGGAAAUUGUUGAAUCUGAUAUUGUAAAUCUGAUGAUUAGAUUAUAUAUGUAUGCUCAGCUCCUAGCUUUGUAAGGCACAUACCCUGUGCACAGCUGAGAGAACAUAUUUCUGCCAUGUCCUCAAAUUCUGUCAAGUUUUUUGUUUGUUUGGCUUCUUUUUUUUUUUUGUUUUUGUUUUGUCAUUAGCAUUAAAAGGAUUGCACUUGAUGAUGUUAGGCAUUUGUUUCUGCAUAGCGUCAGUGAUUAUAUGAGACUACGAGAAUCUUCAGUCCUGAAUUAGCAGAGGUCCAGUGUGCAUUUGGAAAUUUAUCCAUCUCUCCUUUAUUUGUUAUUGUUAAUGAUCACUACCACCGUUACUUGUCUCCAACACUGAUUGUGAUUGAUAUUGGCUAUUGCAGUUUUUCCCCCUGCUGCUGGAGUUGUGCCUUUAUUCAAGAUUUUACAUAUAUACUUUUUUUAAUUUAUACAUUUUUCCACUUCAGUGUAGAGUGAGCUAAUAAAAAUGUUUCAUUUAAA